GUAUGACUUGGACUGGUGACACAGCGGCUUUCAAGACAGUUUCAGCCCUGGUACGUGAGGUGCGGGAACCCCCGGUCAGAUAGGAUUUCGUAGGAUAAAACACAGACACCAUGACAUGCCAUCAGCGUCUUUGAUUGUUUUUCUCAUAUAAUUAUAAGAGAACCAUGAGCAGUGUGGAGGAGUCGUCGUCCUACAUGAUACCAUGAAGAGAAGUCUGCCAUACCUGCCCCGCCAGCUGCUGAAUGUUCUAGUGAUCCUGGCACUCCCAGUGGGGCUACUGUCCUCUACACAUGAGCUUUACACCAGUCAGAACCCCCAGGACCCCGUUUCCAUGGCGACAAGCAGCAGACCCUUCCCCACAUUGUCUUCAGAGCUCCCUGGUUGGCAGGAGGGUUCCAGCGGUGUCCUCCUGCCCACACAGGAGAGGACUUCCUUGACUGCCAGAAUCCAGCCCGCCGCCAUCACCACAGAAAGUCCUCUUGGCUGGGCCCGGCUACUGACCCCUGGCCCAGUAACCGCGACGACAGCCCACACAACCGUGGUGAGAGAGGUAGAUCCUGUCAAUCGUGUUCCAGUGACCAGUUCUGUGUUCAGAGACCAGAGCAAAUCACCUAGUCCUGCCCCUGAAGAGACAGUCAGAGGUAACGCCAACAGAACCAGCACGGAUUUGAUCGAUACAGCAGACCAGGCCCAGACUCCAGUCAUCAGAGACAGGGCCAAUGCCUCAAGCCCUCUCAACGCAAGUGGGUCGGACCCUCUCGGUUCGUCCAGCAAAAAGCAGCCCGGGCCUUCUGGUUUGGUGAGCGCAAACCAGAGCCGAGGACAUGGUCCUGUAAUCUCUGUUCUCUCAGGGACUGACCUGGAACAACGGGUGGUGGGGACCAGUAGCACAGUAUCUGCCCACCCUGGGCUUCGUAGUCAGAGAGGAAACGCCUUACACGAGGGGUCGCUGGUGCUCACUGCAACUGGAGGUACCAUGGAACAGAGUCUGGAGAAGCCCACCAGUCCCAGCCAGCUUCAGCACCUAUCUUCGUCAUCUCCAUCUCCUUCGAUGUCACCCUCUUCUCUGUCGUCCUCUGCCACCCUGGACAGCAACGUCAGGGAGCACCGUUCUGCCACUGCAAAGAUCGUUCAGCACCAUACCAUCACCCAGCGUGACUUGACCGAGGAAGACCCCACCCAGGAGACAGGGAAGGUACUUAAGCUUUUGCCCCGAGCUCCGUUGCCAAAUUCAGCCUCUCCCUCGCCCCCCAGCACGAUCUCUGUUCUUGGCCCUACAAACCGGGGCAGCGCCACCCUCGAGAGUGUGACCGUUGACGCAAGAGAUGCGAGCGCCACGCGCGAGGUUCCCGUAAACUCAUUUGCGGACUCUUUGGCUAACGUCACGGACUCCGUGCCCGGCGGCCCCGUUAACGGUAGCAUUUCGGGAUUCCCGCAGGCAAACGGCUCGGACGCUUCCGAAUCCUCUUCUGCGGGCAGUGGCAGCUUCCACAACCGACUGGUGCCUGCCACGACCCAUGGCCCCUGGGGACCGAGAAACCAGUCAGGCCCUGCUUCAGACCACUCGCACUCACGCGCCACCAUCUGCCUGGAGAAGAUGGACAUUGUGUGGGUGGUGCUAGCCAUUAGUGUGCCUGUCUCCUCCUGCUCCGUGCUGCUGACAGUGUGCUGUAUGAGGAAGAAGAAGAAAUCCGCCAGCCAAGAAAAUAACUUGAGCUACUGGAACAAUGCCAUCACCAUGGACUAUUUCAACAGGCAUGCCGUGGAACUGCCGCGAGAGAUCCAGUCGCUGGGCACUACAGAGGAGCAGGAGGCGUGCCUGCCUCCUAAUGGAGACUACAGCGACAGCGGUGUGGUUCUGGUGAACCCUUUCUGCCAAGAGACGCUCUUCAUCAACAGAGACAAGGCCUCCGACAUCUAAAUACAACUGUCUGUUGUUUGUGAAGUCCU
Molecule: messenger RNA, 1950 nt
Organism: Chanos chanos (milkfish)
Lineage: Eukaryota; Metazoa; Chordata; Actinopteri; Gonorynchiformes; Chanidae
Gene: tmem108
Product: transmembrane protein 108
Exons: 6
Coding region: 203-1921 (572 amino acids)
Biological process (GO): dendrite extension; postsynaptic density organization; retrograde axonal transport
Cellular component (GO): endosome membrane; axon; postsynaptic density
Source: RefSeq, a predicted model, not a curated record